UGUGUCGUGUGGGGUGGAGAAUUUGGUAGCACAGGUUAUUCAGAGGGAGGAAAGCUCGGGUGGAGUCUCCGUGCAUUGCGUCCCAUGUUAGGAGUCGUUCUUUCCGCAUGGAGGAGGCUUGCCCGGGUUGGGCUUUGACGGUGGUGAGUUCUUAGCUAACAGUGAUUGUUCAUUGAUUGCGUCGCUACAGAAUGGCAGAGCGGCAGAACCCAGUCAGGCCACAGGGCAGAGGUGCUAGGGACGUACCACAGCGUGACGGACAACCCGGGCAGGCCCAGGUGCAGGACGUGGGGCAGGUGGACCAGGAACGCCAGCCAGCCGGCGGGGAGCAAGGCCAGGACGCCGUGCAACAGGAGAAUCCACCACCUCCCCCAGAGAAUCCAGAACAACAAGAGCAGGAACAAGUACAGGAAGGACAUCCAGUUCGCGCAGGGGCGCAGGCAAGGCAGGAGCCGGCGGCAGGAGCCCAGCCGCAGGCCAAUCAGCAGGGGUUGGCAGACCUGCGCACAGAGUUCGCCGCCUUAAGGCAGGAGAUCAACCGACUUCGCGGAACGUCAGUGGAUGGGAUCAAGGACGAGCUUAUCCAACACGCCAGUCGGCCUAAAGCAGCCUUUGACGCAAAGAAGGCAAUGGGUCUAAUGGAAACGCUUUCUCGGCAGGCCACACAGUCCAACCACCCGAAGGCCGAAGAGUAUAAAGCUAUUCUACAGCAGCUCAGGCCUCUGGAAGAGAAAGAAUAUUUUAAGGACAUCAUCCUUGAUUUGUUUGGUUCUCAAGUGGUGAAACAAGUCAAUAAGUCCAUAGCAGGUUUUGUUAAAAGUCAUGCAGCUAUCCACCACGCAGAGAAGGGAGCUAGCGGUUCCGGUCAGACCUUGCAAACUAUUCGUCAGACUGGGAAUAGGUACACCCCUUAUAGAUACAGGUCGGCAGGCAGGGGUAGGGGGCCGCGGCCGGAAGACAAGUGUAACAACUGUAACGAAAAGGGUCAUUGGGAUAGAGAUUGUCCACUACCACAUAAAGACAAAAAGUAGUAAACAUUUGUGAGGAUGUUAUUUAUUUAAAUGCCUUGAAGGUGGCCAGGGAGAGAAAGAGACUGAUUUAACUAUGUAAUGACGUAACAAAUCUGUGGGCAAGUAUAACAAUGUAGCCCAAAUUGUAACAGUGCUGUCUUUUCAGAAAUGCUUGUAAAUGCACUGUAUUUUGGUUAGAUUUGGUGCGACCUGUGACUGGAAUUGUCUCUGAGAUGUAAACAGUACUGUGUAUUCAGAAAUGCCUGCAAUUGUAGUGUAUUAUGGUUAGAUUUGGUGCGACUUGGACUGGAACUGCAUUUGACAUGUCAACAGUACUGUGUAUUCAGAAAGGCCGACAAUUGUAGUGUAUUAUGGUUAGAUUUGGUGCGACUUGGACUGGAACUGCAUUUGAGAUGUCAACAGUACUGUGUAUUCGGAAAGGCCGGCAAUUGUAGUGUAUUAUGGUUAGAUUUGGUGCGACUCGCAUUACAAUUGACUGAGAUGUCAACAGUGCUGUGUAUUCAGAAAGGCCUGCAAUUGUAGUGUAUUAUGGUUAGAUUUGGUGCGACUCGCAUUACAAUUGACUGAGAUGUCAACAGUACUGUGUAUUCAGAAAGGCCUGCAAUUGUAGUGUAUUAUGGUUAGAUUUGGUGCGACUCGCAUUACAAUUGACUAAGAUGUCAACAGUACUGUGUAUUCAGAAAGGCCUGCAAAUGUAUUGUAUUAUGGUUAGAUUUGGUGUAACUUGGACUGGAAUUGACUGAGAUGUAAACAGUGCUGUGUAUUCAGAAAUGCCUGCAAUUGUAGUGUAUUAUGGUUAGAUUUGGUGCGACUUGGACUGGAAUUGACUCUGAGAUUAAACGUCAUG
Molecule: messenger RNA, 1878 nt
Organism: Branchiostoma belcheri (Belcher's lancelet)
Lineage: Eukaryota; Metazoa; Chordata; Leptocardii; Amphioxiformes; Branchiostomatidae
Exons: 2
Coding region: 192-1031 (279 amino acids)
Molecular function (GO): zinc ion binding; nucleic acid binding
Source: RefSeq, a predicted model, not a curated record